AUCCUCCAGCCCAGGCAGCAAACCAAGGCUGUGAGAAGAUUGGAUGUCAUUGGAUGAUUUAAUUAAACAGUAUAUUCUUCAAUCUCUGCUGACACUUCCUAACCCAGGGGUGUCAAACUCAUUUUAGCUCAGGGGCCACAUUGAGGGAAAUCUAGUCCCAAGUGGGCCGGACCGGUAAAUAAAAAAAAAACUUCAGAUUGUUUUCUUUGUUUUAAUACAAUCAAUAUGAAACAAGGCUGGAGCCUGAGGACAGUGUAGUACAAUUACAACACCUGAAGUGUACUUGAAAAUUUGAAAACAAUAAAAAAUCAAUAAAUAAAAAUUCCUUAGUGAUUCAAAGAGCUUACAGAUCACAUGGCAAGAUCAGUUCCAUGCAGCACUUAAAGUAUAUUUGACUCAUUUUACUUUACAUCUUUUAGCUUUCACCAGCACAUCAACAUCAGAAGUCACAUCCUGAGAGGCGGCCAACUUCAGGAUGGGACUCAAGUUCUUGUGUGAGCCUUGAGCGCAGCUUUGUUUUAUUUAUACUCGUUACAGAGAAAACUUGCUCACAAAGAUAAGUUUAUUUUCACUCUACAUUGUAAAGUAUGAAAAUAAAGUUUUCACAACCAUCUCGCGGGCCGGAUUUAACCCGCUUGUGGGCCGGAUCCGGCCCGCGGGCCGCAUGUUUGACACCCCUGUCCUAACCUUUUCACACUGCUGUUUCUACCAAUGCCUUUCUCUGUAUCCCAUGAUUACCUUUUUCCUUCCUUCACAUGUUUUAAUCCUAAUUUUUACUUUCGCACAUUUAAUUUAAAUUUUACUCAUUUUUAAAAUGAUAAAUGACCCGCACUUGUAUAGGAGUGAAAGGACUCCAAAGUGUUUUAUACUACAGUGUAUUUCACACACACACACUGAUGGUGAUGAGCUACGAUGUAGCCACAGCUGCCCUGGGGCGCACUCGACAGAUCAUCAUUUUUUAUAGUAUUAUUGUGACACAAUGGGAUUUUUAUUGUGAGAGGUGCUAUAUAAGAACAAUUUCUUCCUCUUUAAAAGCUCAGUGACUGAUAAUACUUAAUAUUACCAAAACGUAACUUUUUGGGGCCUUACGGGGAAAGCCGAGCUCUGGAACACACACAUCACGCAUUAGGAAUUCUUCGCCUCAACAUUUUAAUUCACUAGACAGGCACGGCUGAUUGAGGACUCUUUAUUUAUUAUUACACAAUAAAAAUUGUUAAUAAAUAAAUACACUAUUUUUAUAGUUUUAGUUUGACAUGAGUUCAGUGUCCCGGUGCACACUCCAUUCCAGUAGGUGGCGGUAAUUAUGCAGCUGUUUGCCACAAGAAGAAGCCUGACGCAAAGCUGUAAGUGUCUAACCUCACACCAAAUUCUUGCUUUGCAAAGUACAUUUAUUUAGUCUGGCUUGCCAGGCUAGUAAGCAUCACCAGGCUGUGGAAACUUCAUUCUCUCCCGUAACAUUCUGGGGUGAGUUCUUUUCUUUUCCUGAACCAGACACGCUGCGGUCUUCGUGACAACCGAAGCUGCAGCAUCAGGUCAGCAGAAAGCGUCCUGGUCUCUGGGUCUGCUGCUGCUCCUUGGGCCUCUCUGAGAAAUGCGCUCGUUGUCCAUCAGAUUUAAGAGGUUCCCUAUCAGACUCGGGCUCUUUAGUUGGUCAUAGUGCAGGAUCGCUGUUGUCAGACGGAAGAGCCCAGAUUCAGAUUUUGACUUUGGAGAGGAAAUAAGGUGCAGUACCGGAGUCGUCCAGAGGGGCAGCAGCAUCACUGGUGCAGAGGAUGUUGAAAUGUCAAAAUACAGCAUUGGGCCAGGAAUGAUGAGGAGGUUCUGGGUGACCAGCUGCUCUGGAACCAGGAGAGGACUUUCAUCGUGGACCAGGAAGACCCUACAGGAUGGACCAGAACGCCUCUGAGCUUUUAGCAAAACACGAACAAAUAAAAGGUGCUACCGCUUCAGGAUGUUGGAUCAUCUGUGACUGAUUUGUGUGUCCCUCUCCUGAAUCAAAGUUUGUUCCAUAUGGAUCUGGACAGCAUGACUACAGAUAUCCUGUUGGUUAAAGAAGAGGAUCCUGAAGGACAAAGUACUGGUGUGGACCAGCAGGACCAGGAAAACCUCCCUAUAAAUGUGGAACAGGAGGAACUCUGGACUUGUCUGGAAGGAGAGCAGCUCAGUUUGAAAGGGGAAACUCGUGCCACCUGGUCUCCAUCCAUUGCAGUUUCUAUAAAGACUGAGGACGAUGAAGAGAAACCUGUGUUCUCACAGCUUCAUCGUCAUCAAACAGAAGACAGAGAUGUUUUAACCAGCAGCUCGGUUAAGCAGAAGACAGGAAAAACUUGUGGAGGAGCAGAAAUGAGCAGGAACCCAGAUCUGAACCUUCGUAAACAGACAUCUGAGUCUUCAGAGACUGAAGUUAGUGGAGAUGAUAAAGAGGAUGAAGAUGUGAAUCUAGACUCUGAGCUUUCAGACUUUGGACCUGAAAUUGGAGAUCAGGACAAUGACUGGAAUGAAAGCAGGUCUUCUGAGUCAAAUGUUGAGACUGUCAACAAAUCUGUUAGCUGCUCUGAGUGUGGUGAACAAUUUCUCCACAAGUGGUCUCUCCAGAAACAUUUGAGAGUGACAAGUGAUUCAGCAAUUGGGUCUUCAGGCUGUUUGGUUAAUAAGAAAUGUGUUGGAGAGAAGCAAAAUGUAGACUCAGGCAAGAAAGUCCAGGUGGAACCAAAAUCAUUUAGUUGUGAUGACUGUGGAAAACAAUUUAGCCAAAGGACAACUCUAAACAGUCACAUGACAAUUCACACAGGUCAGAAGCCUUUUGUUUGUGAGCUCUGUGGACAAACAUUCAGACAAAAGAACACUUUAUACAGACAUAUCAGAGUCCACACAGGACAGAAACCUUUUACCUGUGAGCUCUGUGGAAAAACAUUUAGACAAAAGACAUAUUUAAACAACCACAUGAGAGUCCACACAGGUCAGAAACCUUUUACCUGUGAGCUCUGUGGACAAAGAUUUAGCCUAAAGUCAACUUUAAACAGCCACAUGACAGUCCACACAAGACAGAAGCAUUUUGCUUGUGAGCUCUGUGGACAAAGAUUUAGUCAAAAGACAAGUUUAACCAGACACAAGAGUGUCCACACAGGACAGAAACCGUUUGCUUGUGAGCUCUGUAGGCAAAGUUUUAGCCGAAAAACACACCUAAUCAGUCAUGUGAGAGUUCAUACAGGACAGAAACCGUUCUCCUGUAAGUUCUGUGGACAACGAUUUAGCCAAAAGACACACUUAAACAGUCACAUUAGAGUCCACACUGGACAGAAGCCUUUUUCCUGUGAGCUUUGUGGAGACAAAUUCAUGUAUAAGAAAACUUUAAACAGUCACAUGACAGUCCAUACAGGACAGAGGCCUUUUGCCUGUGAUCUCUGUGGACAAAGGUUUGGCCAAAAGACACAUUUAAACAGUCACAUGAAAAUCCACACAGCACAAAAGCCAUUUGCCUGUGAGGUCUGUGGACAGAGAUUUUGUCGAAAGUCAACUGUAAACAGUCACAUGAGAGUCCACACAGGACAGAAACCAUUUGGUUGUGAGCUCUGUGAGCAAAACUUUAGUCGAAAAUCAACUUUGAACAGACACAUGCGUGUCCACACAGGACAGAAACCUUUUGCUUGUGAGCUCUGUGGACAAAAAUUUUGCCGAAAAUCCACUUUAAAAAAACACACGGGUGUCCACACAGGAAAUGAGUAAUUAUUUUGCAUGGAUGAUGUAAUAACAAAGUAUGACAUCAUGUGGUUAAAUUUAGGUACUGCAGCUCAUUUUCAAAACAAACAACUCUCUGACCCCCAUUUUGUGAGUUUCAUGGCAUUGCCAGCUAUGGAUCAGCAUCAGAUACUUGAUGGCAAGCAAAGAACAGUCACACGAUAAGUACAUAACUACAUUUCAUUGUAUUAAGUUGUAGGUAAUUGAAAUGGCUUGAAACUUCUUUUAGAGCCGACAAUUCAUUUUUAAUUCACCGUUAGCACAGUUAGCUCAGAUUUUGCCUCGGUCUGGCACUGCUAGAGAAAUUGCAUUUACAGUAAUGUUGACUGUGUUGUUUGUGUGGAGCUGACUGUUUUUUCCAGCCCUAAUUUCUUGUGGUUUAUUUCUGGCAGUCCCCACUCAUAUGGUGAUCCCAUCCAGGCACACCUAUGCCUGUAUGACAGGUAUGUGAACAGACAAGCAGAAUGAUGUUCAGGAGUUUGUAGGAGUGAACAGCCUGUUAUUUUUGAUUUUGGUGUACUGUUAAUGCUUAAUAAGGUUGGUAAGAUAUUUGGUUUACGUUGAGUCGGUACUUUGGGUUAAAAUUCAGAUGGUUCUUCUUUUCCAGUUCUACCAUGUAAAUAAAAAGAAACCUCUUGUAAACAGGUUA
Messenger RNA from Nothobranchius furzeri (turquoise killifish), 4387 nucleotides. The record is from RefSeq and is a predicted model, not a curated record. Lineage: Eukaryota; Metazoa; Chordata; Actinopteri; Cyprinodontiformes; Nothobranchiidae.